GAGACAAUCUUUGUGCAUUCCCGCGUUUCGGUUAGCAGGCAGAGUCGCUCCGGCAGCUCUGUCCGUAGAUUUUCCUUUGGAUAGCAGCAGAACGGCAGGGAAUGGGUUAAGGAGCGGGGGUCUGGAUUCCUCCUCUCCUGAUCGCCAUGACGAACAAAUGAACUCUCGGGGAAUGAAAUUUAAAUUCCACAAAGGAGAAAAAGUUCUCUGCUUUGAACCGGACCCGUCCAAGGCCAAAGUGCUGUAUGAUGCAAAGGUGGUGGAUAUUAUAGUGGGAAAGGAUGAGAAGGGGAAGCGGAUCCCCAAAUAUCUGAUUCACUUCAACGGCUGGAACCGAAGCUGGGAUCGCUGGGCUGCAGAGGAUCAUGUGCUCCGAGAUUCCGAGGACAACCGCAAGCUGCAGCGUAAACUGGCUCGGAAAGCUCUGGCUCGCAUGAGGAGAAAAGGAUGGAGGAAGCGACGUUGUCGUUUGCCAGGUGUUAACUCUGUGCUAAAAAGCUUACCCGAAGACGAAAAGGAGGAGAGCGAUGAUCCUUUGAUUUCAUCAUCUGAAGACGGUGACGAGGACAAUUCAGACCCAGAGACUUUAAAAAGCGAGAGCGAGUCGUCUGAGGAUUUGGAUGAAAUGAAAGAAGAGCAGGAGGCCCACACAAAAAGGGAGAGUGAGGAGAAGAGCAUCACAAUCAACAUCGACAUCCCUGAUGUGCUGAAGAAGAAGCUGGAGGAUGAUUGCUACUACAUCAACAAGAGAAAAAAGCUGGUGAAGCUGCCAUGCCAGAUGAACAUAGUGAACAUCCUCGAGUCGUACGUGAAGCACUUCACUAUAAACGCUGCUUUUUCUGCCAAUGAGCGCUUUCGGCAUCCUCAGAGCUCCACGCAGUCCAACAUGAGCCCGCACUAUGUACCACCUGAGAAAAACGAGGAGCUCUGUAAGGAAAUGGUGGACGGCUUGAGGAUCACCUUCGACUUCACCUUACCCAUGAUCCUGCUGUAUCCCAACGAGCAGGCCCAGUUCAAGAAGGUCAGCUCGUCCAAGUUCUUCCAGCCAAUCGGAGACGGUGCAGGAUGCUCCACGAGGUCUCUCGGUGAACGCUCUCCAAGUCCAAGCCUGAACCCGUCCACUCCUCAGUCUACAGAUGGCCACUCCACUCACAACGAGUCCUGUAUCUCGCCCGUUAUCACAGCAACUACACCCAAACGUCGCCGCUGCACUAAUCCUGAUUCAGACAACACGCACUCUCUGAGACGCUCCACACGCAACACCUCUGGGGGAGAGAGGAGUGCCGAGGGAGGAGGAGGAGGCAGCAGUAACACCUCACCGCAACCCAAACGCAAACUUGCUGAAGUCCCGACUCCACUGCCCAAGUUCUUCCUCAACCUGGAGAAAAGAACACCCGUCCACAGUGGCUCGUCCUCUCCGCUACCCCUCACACCGAGUAAAGACGGCAGCGGUGUGUUCUCGGGGCUCGAGAGUCGCCGUAACAACGAACUGAAUGAGGUGCUGAGUUGGCGUCUGACGCCUGAUAACUACCCCCUGAGCGAUCAGCCUCCUCCUCCAUCCUACCUGUACGGCUCGCAGCAUCUCCUCCGCCUGUUCGUGAAGCUUCCGGAGAUCCUCGGGAAGAUGCAUAUGCCUGAGAAGAACUUGAGGGCCUUGGUGAAGCACUUGGAGCUUUUUCUCAGGUUUUUGGCUGAGUUUCAUGAAGACUUCUUUCCAGAGUCUGCGUACGUGUCUGCCACUGAAGCGCAUUACUGUAUGAAGCAGCCGAGGCCCGUCUGCUGAGACUGAACUCGUCACUUCGCCUCUGUCCUUCAUGGCUUCUGAGAUCCUUUCACUGUUUGUGACUCGAGCCUGGAGCUUGCUUUGUCCAAUUUUCCUCUCUCUAAACUGAUCUUUCGGACAUGGAGACUCCAGAAAGGCUGUCUUCAUGCCAUGUUUCAGCUUGCUGCUUGUGUGGAUAGAUGGAAGACGCUACCUGUUUUUCCUUUUGCUCAAACCAAAUGCUUGACUUUCCCUUCUCCAGACCUCUGCACUGCAGUCCCUCUUCAAGCUUCUCGCUUUUCCUUCUCUCUUUGCAGCUCAAGCAACCAGAACGACUGUAUUUGGACUUGUGUGAACGAUGGAAUUGGUCAGUUUGUGACUUUGUUUCUUCCUACAAGUUGGGAUUGUUAUUAAUGAACGCAAAGGCAAUUUUUUUUUUAUUAUUUUUUUAUUGCUCGCUCUCGAUGCUGUAGCAGUUCCUAGCGUAGAAUUUCCCCAAAAAAGUUACCUUUUUAGCAGGAGAUUGAUGGUUUAUGCCUUUGAUUUAACUGUGUGAACAAUGUACUUGCUAGAUUAGCCUGUGUUUUGUUUUUUUGGAUGCACAUUGAUAACCAAAACGCAACAAUAAGCUUGCCAUCGUUACAUUUUUAUCGACACGUGGUUGUCUAUUGAAAUCGAAUUGCUCUGUAUUGUGUAAUACUAGCAACCGUUCAACCCAAUGAAUAGAUGUUACUGAAUGAAAAUAAAUGCUGUUAAACACCGUGUUUAGAAUUAAGAUUUUGUUUUAGCCUAGAUUACCUCAAAAUUCAGCCAACCUCGUUAACAUCUGAAUCGGAGAGAAAGAACUCAGGCGCCUCAGUUGCUGGCUUUAGGGCAUUCUACGCCAUAGUUCGAAGGAAUAUGAUCUUAAAUUGCAAAAGGACUGAACUGGGCACAUGUACUCCGUACAUCUAAUUCCUUAAACACCGAAGCACAAAAUCUCAUCUUUGGUCUGCUUUCUUUCUGAAGUCCUUACCUUAUAUUUAUAAAGCCUCUCAGAGUAAGAGCACUGAUUGAGGAUGAAACAUGAAAAUGAUCCUUUUCCUCCUCAGAGCCUUUAUAAAUAUGAUGAGAUAUGAUAUGGUCUUGUGUUAUGCUGUUCUCAAAGAGCAAAUCCACAUGCCAGUUAAGUUCCUAUUUAUUAAUAUAAAUCCAUGACUUGAACAUGAAGUGAACAUUUUUUUUUAUUUUGUAUAUUUCACAAUUUGUCCAAUGUACAUAGUUUUCACGCUCUGUUGUGCAUUUCUUGCCUCCUUGUAUAAUAAACCUCUGCAGAAUCA
This is a messenger RNA of Neoarius graeffei (lesser salmon catfish), 3081 nucleotides long. Its product is annotated as male-specific lethal 3 homolog. The transcript is spliced from 13 exons. Bases 158 to 1783 code for a protein of 541 amino acids. Gene Ontology annotation, biological process: chromatin organization; regulation of DNA-templated transcription. The record is from RefSeq and is a predicted model, not a curated record. Gene Ontology annotation, cellular component: MSL complex; nucleus; NuA4 histone acetyltransferase complex. NCBI's taxonomy places the organism in Eukaryota, Metazoa, Chordata, Actinopteri, Siluriformes, Ariidae.